AUGCAAAAUGCAGUGUCAGAUGAGAUAUUCCCAAAAAUCUCUUAUGAAGAGACAGCAAAGACAACUUGGGAGGUGCUGCAGGAAGAAUUCAGAGGAGAUCCCAAGGUAAGAUCUGUAAAGUUAAAAUCUAUAAGGCGUGAUUUUGAAUACACAAGAAUGAAAGAUGAUGAAUUGCUUAAAGAUUACUUUACUAGAUUGUCUGAUGUUAUGAAUCAAAUGAAAAGCUAUGGAGAAGAUUUACCAAGUAGAAAAGUUGUGCAGAAAAUACUCAUAAGCUUAACCCCAAAAUAUGAUCCUAUAGUUUCGGUUCUUAUAGAAACCAAAGACAUGGAAACAACAGGAAUUCAAGACAUUAUAGGGUCAAUCAAAGCUUUUGAUCAGCGAUUAGACAGACAUGCUGAGAAUGCAACAGAGUGCAUUUCAAACUCUUGCCAUCGGUUCAAGAGAUAG
Messenger RNA from Rosa rugosa (rugosa rose), 450 nucleotides. RefSeq lists its product as uncharacterized. Bases 1 to 450 code for a protein of 149 amino acids. The transcript has a single exon. The record is from RefSeq and is a predicted model, not a curated record. NCBI's taxonomy places the organism in Eukaryota, Viridiplantae, Streptophyta, Magnoliopsida, Rosales, Rosaceae.